Messenger RNA from Chaetomium strumarium, 879 nucleotides. RefSeq names its product PAP2 superfamily-domain-containing protein. Gene Ontology annotation, biological process: protein N-linked glycosylation; lipid biosynthetic process. Gene Ontology annotation, cellular component: endoplasmic reticulum membrane; intracellular membrane-bounded organelle. The record is from RefSeq and is a predicted model, not a curated record. Gene Ontology annotation, molecular function: dolichyldiphosphatase activity. NCBI's taxonomy places the organism in Eukaryota, Fungi, Ascomycota, Sordariomycetes, Sordariales, Chaetomiaceae. Bases 1 to 879 code for a protein of 292 amino acids. The transcript has 2 exons.
AUGGCCGACGAUGUUGCCCCCCUUGCCUCCCUCUCGCUAACCCACGUCUACUACAACCCAGAAGAUCCACUAUCCUACCUGUGCGCCUUCCUCUCCCUCCUCCCGCAAGCCCUGUGCGUCGUUUACGCGACCCUGCUAUGGUCUACGCGCGAGGCCGAGGUCCUGCUCAUGUUUGCGGGCCAGUUGGCGUGCGAGGCAGUCAACUUCGCGCUGAAGCGGCUGAUCAAGGAGGAGCGGCCGAAGCUGGGAACGGCUGUGGGGAAGGGGUAUGGCAUGCCGAGCUCGCAUGCGCAGUUUGCGGUCUUCUGGGCGGUGGCGGUCAGUUUGUUUUUGCUGGUUCGCCAUAGGCCUCGACAGACUUGCCAGGAGAGGGCGGCUGCGGUUGUCGGGAAAGGUUCCUCAGAUGCGCGGGAGCAGACGCAGGGCGACUGGAAUAGGCAUGGCGGACUGGCCGACGUCUCCCGAGCAUACCGAACCGGCGGGUUCCCCCCGCUCAAUACCUCGAUUGAGGCAUACGCACAUGCUUCGUGGACGCUGGCCGAGCGGGGCGUGGUGAGCGCGUGCGCACUGCUCGUCGCCGGGCUAGUGGCGUGGAGCCGCGUGUAUCUGGGCUAUCACACGGUGCGGCAGGUGUUGGCCGGAUGCGCGGCGGGGGCGGGAUGUGCGGCUGCCUGGUUUGCGGUUACCUACCUGCUGCGGGAAACCGGCGCGCUGGCAUGGGCCUUGGAGUUGCCGCCUGCAAGGUGGCUCCGAGUGAGAGAUCUGGUUGUGGCGGAGGAUUUGUGUCAGGCGGGAUGGGAGAAAUGGGAGGAGAGACGGAGGAUGGCACUGUUGGAAGUACGGCAGAGGGAACGAGAGAGAGAGAAAAAGGUCAAUUGA